UUUCCCUCUUUCUCAUUAUCAAACCGCUAUCCAACCACGUUUCCCAACCUAAUUCUGGUGAUUAAAGGGAAAAUCGAACUUGACGACUUGUUCAAUCGCUAGAAGGAGUCAACUGCCGGUGAUCGGAGGGUUACCAUUGGUUCAAUCGCAACCACAACCACCUUCAAUUUUAGACAGUAUGUGUAGGCGCCAACAGCUACGUUCACUUCUACAGACAUUAGUAAAAUGCAAGAUUAUCAAUCAAAUUCUCAUGAUGCACAUGGAAAAGGAAAUGAGUAUUUGGAAGCUAGACUAGUGAGGAUUCAGGAGAACCAAAAAAGACUACGAGAAUUUGGAGUUAAAAACAUUGUGGACUCUAUGGAAGUCUGGUAGACAGUAACAAAAUGAAGAAAAAACAGUGAAGAACACUCAUGCGGGGGAUGUAGACUAUAUUCCAGAUCCAGGUGAUGUUUGUGAGGAAGAUAUCCAACAAGUUGGUAGAAGUGUUAUAGUACCCAAAAAGGUAAUUUGAUUAUUCAAACUUUGUUUAUUUUACUUUAUAUAAGGUGACUCGGGGCGGUACGUGAUGGAGCUCCAUAACGCGUUGAAGGAUCACGCAACACCGGCGCCGGACCCAUCCAUCACGCGUUAUAACAAAACGCGUUAAACGUACAACGCGUUGAAGUUUUGUUAACAUUCUGCAUUUGUUCUGCAUGGGGGUUGUAUGUUUGACACCUGCAUGUGGCAUCUCUCUGCAUGUUGACACGUGUGUUUCAUGAAAGAGAAAGGGGGCGAAACAUUUAUUUAUGUGAGGGUAUUUGUUGGUUGGGGGGAAAUUGUUGGGUGUGGUGGUGAGUGAUGACCACCCUGCCUAAAAAAGGUUGUGAGUGAUGGAAAAAAUGGUUGAUGACAUGGCGGAAUUUGAUUGGUGUUUGUGAGUGAUAGAUUUUAUCACUAGUUAACCACCCCGCCCGCCCUAAACUUGUUUUCUAACGAAAAUAAAUAUGUUUUAGCGACAACGUUCACAAUAUAUUCCACCAAUGUCCAUGAAUAGAGCUGCUAAUCUCAUGAAACUACGCUGGGUGCUUGCUCCAAAUGUCUCUCAAAAGGUUCCAUCUACUUCAAAUGCAACAAAACCGAAUAAAGCAGGAGCAUAUAGAAGGAUGAUUCUUGUUGAUGAGGAUGACGACGAGGACGAGGAAAUAUUUCAAGUGGAUAUGAAGGUAGAUGACGCGUAUAAAGACAUAGACGAUACAAUAGACGAGAUACAAAUGGUAGAUCACAACUAUUCUGAAGAUGAACACAAUGAUCAAGAACAAUUGCACGGCCCUGAAAAAGAUAAAGCAACAGAGGUGCUCCCAAAAAGGUUAGAGGUCAUACCCAAAAGGCCGAAAUAUGGAAAAUGAAUUCUACUGAAAGAAUAGCCGUCACAUUUAACGACUUUGGACAACCAGUGGGGGAAGAAGGCAAAGGACUUGUUCGGUAUCUUGGGACACUUGUGAGGAUGGCUGAUCAUGUAUCAAUUAAGUAUUCUGACUGGAGAAAAAGUUCCCAUGAAAAAUAAAGAGGAUAUGUAUUCACUUGUUAAGUCCAAAUUUGCUAUUCAUCCAGAUGAAACAGGUCAGGUUAAAGAAUGGAUAUUCCAAAACAUGGGGAAAAAUGGAGAACGUGGAAAGGUUUAUUAAAGUCACGUGGAUAUGAUCCCAGCCUUACUAGUGACAAAAUUGUGACGCAACAUACUAAUAAUGACGAUAGAGUGAAUCCAACUCAAUUUAAAGAACUUGUUACUCAUUGGUUCACUCUGAAAUUUCAGACUACAUGCGCUGCAAAAAGAUUGAGCCGCUCAAAGAUGAAGGAGCCUCAUGUAACCGGGACAAAGUCGUUUGCUAGACUUGCUCAUGAAGUGGCAAUGAAGAAUGAUGGUGUAUACCUGACCCGAGGAGAAAUGUGUAUAAUAACAACUCGCACUCAUAAAGACGAAAGUUUUGUUGAUGAUAAAGCAGCUAACGUUGUGGCUUCACUAAAAGCUAUUGCAAAUGACUCUGUAAGCAAACCCAUAGAUUCGCAUGAUUUUACAAAUGAUGAAUACUCAAAAGUUAAAGGCACAGAGAAAAGAGGGUAUGUUCGAUUAGUUGGAAGAAUGCCAGCCAUAAAAAGUAACGGUGAUUCUUCGACUAAUUCACAUACUAUUCAUGAGCUACAGAGUGUUGUGAACGUUAUGAUGAACAUUAUCCAAGAACGUAUCCCCGAUGCAAACUUGCCUAUAGUUCUUAGCAAUAUGAACAUACAGGUCCCUCGCGUUGGUUCUUCGGCUCCUAGCAACUCGUUACCUAGCAAGGAAUUAUGAUCUUCAAGAAGUGACGAUAUUGAUGACAGAGCUGACAACAUGUGAAGCCUUGGAGGAAUAGAGAUAACAAGAUUAAUGAAUUGCUUGGAACUAAGUUUUUUUAGAGUAUGAUUUGUAUCGAAAGAACGUUUUGACUUCUUUUGUAGACAUUCAUUUGUUUGCUAAGAUUUACAGUAUGUUUUGGAUCCAACUUUUAGUUGAAAUUAUGACAUUAUUAUUUUUCUACA
Messenger RNA from Helianthus annuus (common sunflower), 2553 nucleotides. RefSeq lists its product as uncharacterized. The record is from RefSeq and is a predicted model, not a curated record. Bases 1613 to 2326 code for a protein of 237 amino acids. NCBI's taxonomy places the organism in Eukaryota, Viridiplantae, Streptophyta, Magnoliopsida, Asterales, Asteraceae. The transcript is spliced from 10 exons.